Molecule: messenger RNA, 28765 nt
Organism: Porites lobata
Lineage: Eukaryota; Metazoa; Cnidaria; Anthozoa; Scleractinia; Poritidae
Source: the annotation of a GenBank genome assembly
GUAAAAGCAAAUCGUCGUGUGAAAUAUAAGCUGACCCCUGUUUUAGGAGGGAUUUGGCGGUUUUCUACUUCUACAAUUGCGGAAAUUUUACGCUUAGAGGCCUUUGCAUCUAUAAAACUUUCAUCAAAGCUAAUGAGUGGGUGCAUUGACGUAUUUACUUUAUCGUUUCACUCUACAUGGUUUUGAAAGCUUCGUGAACAUGGCCCCGUUUCCUUGGUUGUGGAAUGUUUAAAGUUGUAACGCGUUGAAUGGUUUUAUUUUCGUUUUGUGGAAAAUUAAGUGAAUUUCUCCAUUGCAAGAUUUUCAGCUGCGUUGCUCGAGUUACGUGAAAACUGCUUUCGUCGACAUGGUGGCCUCGUACUCAAUGAACAACGUCUACGAGACGUGAUCAAUGGUAUUCUUAGAGGCCCUGAAUGAACUGAUGAAGGGUCGAUAAAGUUGCCCUCAAGUGGAAGAAAUUAACCCUUGGCUUGAAAAUGGCUAAUGGAACCGUUGAAGCACUAUAUCCUUAUUCGUACGAAGCAGGCGACGGGAGAGUCAUCUCUUUCUCGGCCGGAGAUAGGUUUACGUUACUGAACAAGACAAACGGAGAUUGGUGGCAAGUUAGAAAGGGAAGUGAAAAACCCAUGUACGUUCCUGCCACUUAUAUGAAAGAAAUAACUAUUCCUAUUUACGAAAAUAUCGAAUUUAAAAUUACUUGCCCUCAGAAUGGCGAGGCUGUCGCGAGGACAGAAAAUGGGCAAAGCUCUGAACGGGGAGAUUACAAAAAUGAAUCAAAUGGAGAGACAGCAAUCCACCAAGACAAUGAACUUGAAAAUCACAACAGAAGCGUAAACAUAGGCACUGAAAAUAACGGCGAAGAUACCUGCUAUAUUUUAGAUGAUACAUGCCCUGUUUCAGACGAUUCCAAUGGUGUUGGAAGCGUUCUGUCAAAUGCAAAAUUGUUAGCGAGGUCUCUAGAGAAGGUAAGACUAUUUUACGGUGAUUUAUUUUGUGAUUUGGCUUGUUUGCAUCUGGCGCAGACGUUGCAAUUAAUAUUCUGUGUUGGUAUUGUGUUCGUAUAGAAGUAGCUUUUGUUACCCUGUUGAUAAAUCAAUAGAAUUUGAUACCUAAUACAAAAGGUUUAUAUUCAGAUGCUAGUUGCUGUUAAUUCGAUGUAGGACACGAAGGCUGUUACAUGUACAUGAACGUUGGGGUUAAUUGUUGUUUUGUUUUGUUUAAGUAGUCUACAAUUUUCCUGUGGACAUAAAAGCCAAGAAAUGUCGUACAAAAUUAGUCCUUAUGUUUUAAAGUUCUUUUAAAAAACAACAAAACAAAACAAAAUGUUAUUGAACAAAUCAAUUCUUCGUGUACUGUAAACAGUUGUUUCACCAUGAUGAGAAGGUUGUUGAUCUGGCGAAUAUGUUUUAGAAUCUUGAUGAAAAAUAAAAUUGCCCUCCAUAAUCCUGUAAUUAUUUUAAUAAGCCAGAUUCUUACUCCUUAGUUUUACAGUGAUACAGUAUUGUUUUGCUCUCUUUUGUUAUGAACAUAAUGCAGCUGACAGUUUUGUGUCCCAAGCAUUAGACCAAACGUUACAAACAGUAAACUUGAACUUUGAAAAACUGUUACGCUUACAAUUUUUCAAACACAUUGCAAUCCGUUUGAAUCUUCUUUAAGUUUGUACAUCUGUGCUUCCUUUUGUGUUUACUGUAGUAUUUAUUCCUUCUUUUCAUGUUUUCAGUGAUUUUUUUGCACUGACAGUUUCCACUGUAGGAUUUUUGAUAAAUUUCUUGAGACAGCUCCUGUUAAAUAUGUUAUUAUUAUUAUUAUUAAUUUCUAUUAUUUUACCAAUGCAAUGAUAUCACUGUACUUCUAGGCUGAGCAAAUAAAUGAUGCAAAGAGUAAUAUUAAAUGAAACAUAAUAGAGUUAAGAAUCACACCUGACCAGAGCCAAGUUAGCACUAGUCCGCUGUUAAGUUUACAAAUACAGGAUUGAUAUCAGUGCUGAACAGAAAAGUACAAAAUUUAGUAUGGUUCAGAAUGAUUGGUUUGAAUGUAAUACCUUAUUGGUACCUAAUUUCAGGUUUUUCAUGAUUUAGGAAACAUUGCAAAAUUAAACACCCACGAAUAAAAGGCCCUGUGAAAUUAAACACGCAAAAUGUAUUACCCAUAUAAAAAAUUCAAAUCACAGGAAAAAAUGAAUAACAUUUAAUAACUACAGCAUACACUGUACAGGUUAUUCGUGUCCACAAAUAUCAACAAAACAAUUACAGGCUGGUUUCACUGGUACAUUCCACUCCGUGACUGUGUCUUCUGUUGGGAAAUAAUGUUAAUAUGCGUUUUUCUUGUUUCAUUUUAUCUCGAUAUUUUAAAAAUUGCAGAAGAUUGAAAAAUAAAAUCAAGUUAAGAAUACUUGAGUUGUAAAUUUUAAUGCCCUUUUUCAUAUUUGCUCUUUGAAAUUGCAAAAAUAAAACUCUGUGAAAUACUACUAUCUUGCCAAAAUCGCUAAAUUAAGUUCCCCGCAAAAUUAAGUGCCAAUAAGACAGCUAAUGCAAUCGUUAGGAUGCACUGGUGACAAAUUUAGAUAUUUGGCAGGAUUGUCCUUGGGUUAUUAUUUGUUGAGUGAUACAAUGUAGAUACAGCUGUACAGUGAUAUAACUUGAUGGUAAUCUCAUUCAAUGAGAAAAAAGAAAACAUAAAUUCCAAGUAGCAGACAGUUGUGUCAGAGCUGUGGAAAUGAUCACGAGCGAUAUUAUUAACAUCUUGUAACUUUGAAUAUCUUUGUGUAGAGUGGUGCCCGUCCAGGUGGCAGCUUUUCAAUAACUAAACCUGAACGCCCCAAGUCGUUGUCACUCCCUCCUGGUUGGGUUGUAGUUACUGACGAGGCAAGUGGUCGGCCCUGUUAUAUGAACUCCAAGACAAAUGAAACAAGUUGGAAACCACCAAGAAUAUCACGUGCUAAAACUCCACCACCUAGCCCUGGGGUAAGGAUAUUUAACAGUUAAUGAAUGAAUCUGAGUAUCUUAUGAAGAAUUAUGGAGGUCGAGGAGGGUAUUAUCGGCCUAGGCGGAUAACACCCUCCGAGAUCUCCACAAUCCUUCAUAUGAUACGAAAGCCGAAUUCAAUAACUGUUUUAUUAUUCAUUCAAAAUCAUUCCUAGUUUAACCCAUUCGCCCCUGAACCGCCUGUAACCCCCGCCCGUGCGGAUCCAUGCCCUCUCUACUCUUUGUGAUGUCAUCAGUUUUAACAGUCAAGGACAACUUUGUUCGCUAACUUGUGCAGAGUGAAGAGACCUCUCAAGCCAUACCAGAAUGAGCACAAUUCAGUCAAGGACAUUGGAGAAAGAAGCAAAAAACCACUUGACAUUGACCUGAAAAUCUCCAUGAAAAUCUUGUUCCAUUGCUCACCUACCUUUCCUUUCACCUAAUCCUAAGAUCCUAAAAGAUUUCCUAAAAACUCUUCCCACCAAAAUGAAGCCUACUAAAUGCCCAGCAAGAGAAAAAAAAAAUGAGGCAAGAAAAGCGAAAAAAGAGGGAAGGAGAGAAAGCGAAAAGUAAAAGUCAAGACUGCUGUGUCACUUUUAAACCCAAAAACUAUCUCAAAAUUUUGCUUUCUGCGCAUGCCGAACUUCGCAAGUGGAUAUUUUGCAUCUGGAUCAGAAGGCCGCAAAGUGUACGACCAGUAAACCGGUUUGUGGUAAGUUUUAGCCCUUUAUAGCAUGACAGUGACCUGAAAACCAGUUGACUAGCUUAAAAACGCCUUUUUCGGCAAAAUCUCCAGGAGCGAAUGGGUUAAAAACAUAGCUAAAACAUGGUUACCUCCAUCGAUCCUUCGAUGUUCAGUUCAUCUUCGAUAGUGUACGUUUAGGUUUGUCCAGCUCCGCAAAUAUUCUCCAAAUAGCAGAUGUCGCCCUUCGAGUUGUCUUCUUGCUGUUCUUGCCAUGUUUUUAGCUAUUUUUUCGCCAAGUUCUUACUCUUGAAACGAGUGAAAUGUCUGCCAUUUUUUCAAGUUCACAACCAAAACAACUCGAACUCAUCCCCAGGUCUUCUCGGUUUUUUCUUCUGCAUUUUUGACGUCCUUUCCUUGUUAAAGUCAAAAUUCUUCCAAAUUUGGUUAUCAGUAACUGGUCAUGGUGAAUUAAACGUGUGCUUUUAGCCAAUCAGAAUCGGGGAAAUAUUUUGAAUGAAUAAUAAACUCUGUUUACUAAUACUGAUGUUAAUCCAGUAUAUUGAUUGAUUAAAUUACUUGCAUAAAAAUCAAUGAGUGUGUUGUCUAUGCUUUUCUUAUUACCUGUCAACAAGUUUGUUGUAAUUAUUUGUUUUUUAGUGCAAUCUUUGUUAUGAAAGGUGCAGUUGUUUAUUAUUUUUCAUGUUUAAAGAGUGCAUGGUCACAUAGAUCAUGGUGUAUUAUGUAGAGGAUGAGGUGGUGACUAAUUUACUUAAUGGUAACUAGUGGCCUGUGUUUUUUCUUUCUGUUUGGAUGGAAAAUUAAAGGUCAAAACCCAAAGAGUCAUUGUUUGAUUAACUUCUCUUGUUUGAGUUAAAACAUUGGCAAUGGAAAAUGCUUUGAAAGGAUGGUUCAGUUCAUGGAAAAACAGUGAUCUUGUUUUUCUGCUAUAAAUGAUCCUAGUUUGCAGUGCAACGUAUAUUCUUGAACUAUAUAUGUAUGUUAAUGUCUCGUUUUAUGAUGUUAAUUUUGUAGUGGCAGACACCUCCCUUAGGAUGGCGGAUAUCACGUAGCAGUUCUACCGAUGAACUGGUUUAUGUCAAUGAAUACAAUGAUGAAGAAGUAAGUAUCUUAACUUAAUAGAGUGGUAUUCUUUAAAAAGGUACCUUUAGGCCUUGGUAGUGGUGGUGCAAUAGCAUGCUCAAGGAUCUGAACUGAGUUCAGUGAUUUCAGUGUACUUGGUACUGGAACCUGGGUUGACCUCUAGGUAGCCUGCAAGCAAGUUCUUCAGGGCACUCUGGGGCAGGGCUGGGAAAGGAAGGAGAGUUUACAACUGUGCCUCUGGAAUUUGAAUUCUGCCUCCAGUUCCCCUGUGGCUCCUCCUCGACUGAGCUGUCAGAUUUCUGCCAAUCAGCAGGAAGCAGAAAUGAGCGCGAAUGCAAACAAACAUUGAUGCGACACGCGCUAAGGGUUAUGACGUCAUUACUACACUGUAAUGUCAUCUCCACCAAUCCAUUACAGAACGCGCCUGUAGAUCCGUGUCGCCCGCAAAAUCGCGGGUCCCAUCACUAUUUGCGCGCUCACAAAGGGAGCUGACGCUUGUCGCGUCCUUUGAUACAAGACUCAAGUGUUAGGGUAUUGUUUCCAUGAUACAAAGGUAAUUUAACUUAAGAAAAUCUAUAGAUCGAAGCUUUCGCGCAACUCUCUGUUUUAUAAGGAAAUACAAACGCUCAAAUUGAUUCUUUAUUUUGACUUCAUAACAUAUUUUAACGAUUUAGGCCAGCAGAAUGUAAAGAAUUCCAGGAAAACAAUUCAGGAAGCCGAACGGUUUUGAACUGCGCUAGAAGUUAUUUUUAUCAGUAUGCAAAUCACCUACCUAAUCACUUACUUUCCAUCGAAUUGAAAUAUCCUGACUUUUUUUUUACCACUUUUCGAUUUGAUUCGUUUCAUUUUAUAUUAUUGGCAAGAUUUCCGUAUAACCCCAUACAUUAAUUAUGCAUACGUUCAUUGUUUAAAGAAAACAAAAGGAAAAAAACUUCGAGGAAACGUUGUGUUUACAACCACGGCAAUUUGUAUUCUAUUUCGCUUCACUUACGCUUAUAUGCAAAUUACUGUUCAUCCGCCAGAUUUCGCUGGAGACAAAAAUAUCGAUUUUGAAUUCCCAAAUGCUUGCCUUUUGGGGCACCCCUUUUAUUUUGGCUAUCAAGAUUUUAAAAGCUAAGCUUCAGACUUUUCAUUCCAACGUUUUAAUGCGGGAAAGCUAGGAGAAAUGCUCCAACUGAUUUAAGUCAUGCAACACGCUUUAAGACCACAUAACCUGAUCUUUCUGUUAUCUUUUGUUCUUCUAUUGUUUCCAAAACAAUAACGAUGUUUUACCAAUUUCCACCUACAAAUAAUAGGACACAUUUGAUUGACAGAAAAAUUUGCAUUUACUAACGACGCUUAUCUACAGGCGCGAUUCCGUAAUGCAGCAUUUCACAUUGGCUUUUUUGAUACAGAUAUUCAAAUUUUAGAGACGUAGUUGCAAGCUCUCCUUCCUUUUCGUGCCCGCCACCAGAGCACCCCAGACAGCUUGCUCACAAGCUAAGCUCUAGAGUACAAUACUAUCAUGGAAAGAGUGAAUGAAUGUAAUACACUGUGAGGUAAAACCUCAACGUAUGUGAACAAUAAUAUUGUUUAAUACCCAAACUAAUUAUUUUAAAUUACUUAGCUUCCAAGGAAGGAAAAGUUUCACUUUCUUUUUGUUUUGCAAGUCUGAUAAUAACGUUUAAGGACCUUUGGAUACUGACUGCAAUGUGGUUGUGUAUUUUAUUAUGCUGGUACAGUAUUCCACAGUGUAACUUGCAUCUGUCUUUUAGUGGGUGCCUUCAAAAGACAGUGAAGGGCGAGUCUAUUACUACAAACUAAAUGGGGAAGAUUCUCGUUGGGAACUACCUGAGGUAAGAUAACAUACAGUUUUAAUAACAGUUUAACUGAUGCUCAACAAAAGCUCAACCGUUGACUACAGUAUAGUUGCAUUUUUUUGUUUAUUUACAUGAUUAGGUUAUUUUUGACAGUCAAGUGUGCAUUUGUUGCAGCCAUGUUCCAUAAGAAUGACUGUGUUUUAGGCAUGUUCUGGAAGAUUUUCCUAUUACACUGCUGUCUCUUUGUAAGCAAAAGAAAAGAAUAUCCAAUGUAGCCACAAAUAAAGUUUACACAGGUGCAAUAAAAUCCAUUGUCUAACAAACAUAUUGGAAUCUUUCUCCUUAAUGAAAUUUGCACUCUUGAUUUUUUCUGAUAGUAAUUUAUGCCAUAUGCAAUAUGCAGACCAGUUGUAUUCUAGACUUGCUAUUGCCAUCUGUUUAUGCCCAGAAAGUCCUGUAUGUAGCAAUUUUGUUGGCUGAUCCACUUUUUACAGGAACUUAACCAUGUGCUGUUUGCAUUGUACAGUACUGGAUCUAUUCUUUGUUAUUUGCCUUUGGUAUCUAUAGUUUAAGCUACUCUAUGGUUAAAGUAAAUUAUUGUAGCUCUAUUUAUCAGUCUGUGAUAUAUAUUCUUUGACUGUUGUAUAGUAUAUGCUAGCCUGUUAAAUUAAUGUAAUUAACAAUUAGCACUCUUGGUGUAAAUGCUUCCACUGCAGGUUGAGCCUGCAACACAGCAGUCUUUUGAAGCUCUGGAUGUCACCUAUAGAAGGCGCUCACCAAAUCUCAGUCUUAGAAACUCCAGGUGCUUAUCUUUGCAGACGCGAAGUCCUCGCAACUCUCAAACCAAUAUUACCGCCCCCUUUUCCGCAGCUGCUCAUGGCUAUCCCCCACCCCCCAUGGUGAGUCUAGCUCUUGGUUAGCUUCAUACGUCAUGCUAUUGCUGCAGACGUCUUGCACAGUCCUGCUUUGCGUCUGACAUGUACUUGCACUUUGCACUUGGGAAAUGCAUGUUUGCUCACCUGUAAUAAUUUUUGCUUUAUCUUCCUCUUGUUCCGAUAAUACGCUUUCAUUUGCUUCUUCGUGGUUGUUCUAACCUUUGUGUUCAACAAUGCUCAUCCAUGCAUUCUUGGUGUAAGUUAAAGUUAUUGUAUACAUUGUUUACUGUUUACAUUGGAAUUGUCCUUUGGGUUUUAAGAAAUCCUUUAUUGCUCUUAAAGGCCUGUCAGGUAACACUGUGUUGUAAGAUGGCAGGAAGAAGAAACUUAGGAAUUUAUUAUGAUAAAGUGGUCCUAGAGAUGUUGUUUUAUAGACCUGAAAUUUCAAACCCAGUUUUUCCUUUCUGCAAGACUAUGAAGUCUUGUCUAUCUAUUUAUGUAGUGAAUUAAAUUCCCCUACCAGUCAUUUCUGUAUAUUCACUUUGCACAAUUAAUUAUUUAUGUGUAAUAAAGUUUUUUAAACGUGAUUUGAUUUCUCAACCCACUUAUCACUGGAUGGAUUCCUUAUGUGUUUUGUACAGUAGCAAGUGGUGGAAAUUUCAAAGAGCCCAUGCAGUGCAAAAGGGCACAAGUAAUGAUUUUGGUGUUUUCUAGAUUAGAAAACAGAUAACAAUACCGAAAGUGGAGGUGGCUAGUGGUGGAUAAUUUUCCAAUGCCAACUGAGGUCAAUAAUAUUGUUUUUAGUAUAUACUAAAACAGUGAGUCAGAUAAUUGAGCCUAAAAUGAUGAUUUUUAUCUCAUUGAUUGCCACCAACAAUUACAUUUUUGGUGUGCAUGUGAACAAGCGGCCAUCACGUUUUCUUGCCGAUGAAUAUAAAAACUUUUCAAGGUGGAGACAUUUCUUUAAAAAGAGUUGUAAAUUCUUUCUGUAAAAAAAACACAGUUGAUUUAGUUAUUUAUGAACUUGUUAGCUAAUAAAAGUAAUGCAAGACUGAAUUUGCAUUUGCGAACAAGAAACUUUCACCUGUUUCAUCAAUAAAUUCAGGUUAAACAGACAAAGCUUUACCUGUAAAAACUGCCAAACUGAAUUUCGCCGCCUUCUUUCUGUUUUUCGGGAACAGCUUCUUUUUUUAUUUGUGAACAAACCUGGGGGGCCAGUUGCUCAUAACUUAUGGAAGUUUGGCAUUGCUUGGAGCCUGGAGAUGAAUUAGUGAAUAGCACUGGAUAUCUUGAGUUUCAGUAGCCAAAUAUCAGAGCAUGUGAAAGACACUUUCCACUGUUUUAGUAUAUACUAAGGCAAAAUACCUCUGUGUCAAUGCUUCAGGAACCUUCCACAACAGAGUUUGAUAACUUAACUUCCUGUGUGACAUGGAGCAUGUUAUAUGUACUGUACACGUUAGUGGAAGUUUGAAACCUUUGUAACCUUACUUUCUUGAAAGUGAGGAUUAAUAUUCAUUUGAUGGAAGGAGCAGGAAUGAGCUUUGCUGAUAGGUAAAAACAGACAUGGUACUUCAAGGGUGCAAUAGAAGUGCUAUCCAAUAGCCAGAGGCUAGUAGUAUGUUGUAUGACAUGUUUUUAGUACAAGUUGCCUGAAUAGCAUGCACAUUUGCAAGAAAUAGUAGAAAUUACUUGAAAGGGGGAUUGGUAGGCCAGCUACACAACUACUAUGGACUAGUUAACUUCAGUAACACCCUGCCCAAAGAUGUGGUAUGAUAAUGAUUACUUUGUAUUACAAAGUUUAUUGUUAAGUCCUGUAUAGUUGUGCUAGGUUCUCCCCUGUUAAACCAGUGUUAUUUGUUCGUUACUGCAGUUUCAUGAGAGGUCAGCAUCAGUUCAGUCUAGAGAAAGUGUCUCCUCAGGUGGUGAGGACUCAAAUUGGCCUGCACCACCGACGCCAACUAUAGAUACAUCUAUUAAUUUUGUGAGUACUUACAAGUCAUUUAAUGGGAAGGACUGCUUUAUUGUGUUUAAUUUGAAUGGUCUAGUUUACUCUUUAACAAGCUAUCCAAAACAAAUUGACUUGAUCAAAUGAGCCAACUGUUAUGAUGUUAAUUUUAUUUGGCACAUGUAUACUGCCAGCAUUUAUGCAUUGAGCGAUAUUUGAUACUGGUAAAAUGCAGCUAGUGGUCUAUUAUCAAUGGUGCAUUCUGAUUGGUUGUGCCACUACUAGGCUAUAUUUAACAGUCCACUAGUAGCGAAAAGUGCCGGCUUUUUGGCGGCAAAAAAGGAUUAAAGUCUAGCUUUAACCAGCUAAAGUUGUUUUGUCUCCAUAUUUUUGACCAACUGGUCACCUGGCCUUCGGCCUCAUGGGCUAUUGACUCAGAACCCAUUCGGGCUUGAGGAAUAAUUGUUAAAUAGUCACUGAGUAUGGUACCCAUUAAACAGAAAUGUUUUCCUUUUUCAUGCUUCUUCAAAGUGAUAAAAUAUUAACGGCUGAAUUUUUAAGUGCUGCUGUCUUGUUUUUCCAGUUUCAGGAGGUAGAAAAACAGGGAGUGUUAAAUCGGAAGAAACUCCUUGAAGGAGGUGGAAAGAAAGUAAAGUAAGUGAGCUUUAUGAUCAAACUGCGGUUGGUAGAGAAUGCCAGCUUAAGUCUUAUUUGAGUGUUAUACUUACAAUUACAGAGUUAAUUGAAUGAUAGUUUACCAGUUUUUUCUUGUCCUCAAUUUUGCAGGAAAAUGUCCUGGACUCCUACCUUUGUUAUCCUGUUCUCAUCUAAUCUGGUGUUUUAUAAGGACCAAAAAGCAGCUGCCCAGGUAGGAUGGUAGACAUACUGCUUAAAAACUUGGUGGCACUUUCGAUUGAAAUUACAAAGUUUGUCCUCAGUUUUUGCAAGAUAAGGCCUUAAGGUUGCAGGCAUUUUCCUGGAUAACAAUAAUUCUAACAUUUUUCAGCCAAAAGAAAUGAUUGGAGUUCACACACAGGAACAUCACAAUAAUAUCGCUUCCAACUGACAUUUUUAGCACAUAGACAUUUCCUUUAGCAUGUUAGUGAUGUACCCAAGAUUCAACAUAAUAGUCAUGAGAAUAAAGAGCAGGGUUGUCACUAAGAUUUCAAGUUGCCGGUUAAAUACAACAAGUAGACGGGGAAUCAAACGGCUAGGGAUUUCUUUUGGUUCUAUUUUUCUUCUAUUUUCCAAUAAAAGUAGCCGGGGGUCACUCUCUUAGUAGCUGGGGAAAAUCCCCGGCCCCCGGCUCUUAAUGACAACCCUGAAAUUGUGCUCUGUUUUGUCUCUAAGAAACCUGGCCUUCCCCAUGGUAAACCAGAAAGUACCUGUGUUUUACAAGGUGCAUCAUUAGAAUGGGCUCCAACUACAACAACUAAGAAGAAAAAUGCUUUCCAGGUACAUACACAUUUAAUUAAUUUUACAAACAGUUAAAAUAAUUAUACAAUAAAGAAGCUGUUUUGGUCCCACUCUGGCAUUAUUGUUGGGUUUGGGUUCAGUGCACUAACUUUCUGGUAAGAAAUAAUAACGCGCUUACAGCAGCAUUCAGUCUCGCUUUCUUGGAGAUUAGAUCGAGAAAUGAGGAGGCGAUUAAUUCUACCAGAAACAGGAAUUACUCUCUAAAGGUUUUUUACUUCCUACUUUAUCAAUAUCGAUACUUUUUGUUGGUUUCUUAAUUGAUUUAGUACACGUGUUAGCGAUGACCCAAAAUACGUCUGCUGUCGCAGGCUACACGUGUGUAUAAAUACAUGAAAAUUCAAGGACCUCGAUUCCAGAGAAAUUACAUCAUUGCCAGAGAUCAAAAAAGUGAUUUACAAGGCAGGUCAUUUCAAUCAUCGCCGAAAAUAAAUCGCAUGCUCAUCACAAGACCAUUUGCAAACAAUGAAAGUUUACAACACCUGACCAUCGCAGUUUUGCUAAUUAACAUUCUUAUUUUUAUUUCACCACUCAGUAGUGUUCACUUGUUCCAAAGUAAUCAGUGCUUUCAACUGAUAGAACUCGUGGACCAACAUGUUUCGGAAAAGUUCUAAAUUUAAUCUAUUUCCUAAGCUUUCUUCGCAAAACAUGUGGGGCUUCGAUCACAAAAUGAUUCUUAGUUCCAGUUUCCAUGGUCUCCGCAAGGAAUGCCUGGCACAAUGACCCCCCAUUUGUGUAUAUAGUACAAUGAAAAACCCCAUGGGGUACUUCCAGAAAAAUUGGGUGGGGUGUGCAGCACACUUCCUGAAACCCUUACCCUAUUUCAGACCAAAAUCUGUGAUUUUCUCCACCCUAUUUCAGACCUGAAGCCCUGUAGCCCGGUGCAUGACCGGAGCUUGUGACAAGCUGUUAGAGCAUGUACACGGUUGGCGUAAACAGUAAAAGGGAAAUGAUCUUAUUGCCAAAACUUCAGACCAAAACAGCUAAAAAACCAUACCCUUUGCUGCCACACAAACCUAUAUAGCGUAUAUAAGAGACCUCCCCCCCGCCCCCAGGGCGAAAAACGCAUUGCAGAUUAUUUGCUGCUAUUACGCAAGUGAGGCUAAUAAUUUGCGUACAGGGUAGCCUGAUGACACCUUUUGUUUCCCUGCAAAAUGACAUCUGAGACCGUCUCUUGGUCAGGCAUCACUGUCCUGUUCUAGAGAACAAAAGGGAGUGUGGCUAUUACUAAAAGGAGAGCAGAGGCCUGCAGCGGAGGCCAUGUCUGAAGAAUGACCGUAGAAUUUUCCAUGCUGAUGACUUGUCACUACCCAGUUCUGGGUAAUGCUUCUUAUUGGUUGUGCUGAGGGGGAAAUUUGUUUCAACCAGUCAGAAGCAUUACCCAUAUAUGGAGAGUGACAGACACUGUCAUAAGUAUAGAAUUUCUGUGCUUGUUCCUCAGACGUCAGCAUACCUGCCAACUCUCCUGGUUUUCCCAGGAUUCUCCAAGUUUUUAAAAAAAUCUCCCGGUUUUCCGGUUAGAGCACCAAAUCUCCUGGGAAAUACCUACCGUGGCCUUUCUCAAAAUUAUUCCUUGAAUUUCAUUAUUUUCAAGAUGUCAAAAAGGAAAAUAAAACAGGAAGUGGAUUUAGUGCACUUCUAUUGGAAAACUUAAAACAGAGCAAUCAAGUUGACAUACUAUAUAAUUAACGAGUGAUUGUCGUAAUUGGUCAGAAAUCAACCAAUCAGAUUGAACAAUACAUGGUAGAAAGUUGGCGUGGUUUCUGCGUGCUGUUCUCGUCGUUGUUACGUCGGGAACAUUCGGACGGCCUUCAGGUGAUUUUUGGAGAUUAUUCAGACAUUGUCGAAAAUGACAUUCAUACAAUGCAAAGAUUUCAAGAUGUCUCCAGGUUUCUGUACCCUGGGGGUUGGCAGGUAUGCGUCAGGAAAACCAGCAGUGGCCUUGCAAAAUUUGGGCUGUUUUCUUAAGCCACAAUAUUGGCACAAACUUUCAGUAAAUAAUGUUUCGGCUGAUACCACAGGCAUUACAACUCCGUGCAUUCAAACAGCUUUAAGUAAAGGGGGUAAUUUUGGUCAGGGUUUCUGGAAGGCAUGACAAAAGACUGCAAACAAUUAGUGUUAUUACACAAGCAAAAUGUGGUGGAAUUUACUUCAAUUUCUUUCUGGUUACUGUUAUGAGAGAUCUUGGCUGGAACUUGCUGCUUUGUUUCUGACAUCAGAAGAAAUUAUUGUGUCAAAUUAUGCAGUUUUUACCUGUAGUAUCGAGAAGAAGACCUUUUUAGCUUCCGAAGUUAAAUGGGACUACACUGUUUGUAUGUUGUUUCUGAACUGCUAUAUUGACCUCUUAAUUUUUUUAAAUUUCUUGUUUAAAUAGUAAAUACAUAAGUACACUGUAGAUUCCACCUAUCUGGAGCAGUUGUUAACAGUAUUCUUUUUUGUUUGCUUGUAGAUUCGAGCAGUCUCUGGACUUGUGUUUCUUCUUCAACAUGAGCACCAGAUGGAAGCUAGCAACUGGUUUAAUGCUGUAGCUGGUGUUAUUAAGAGACUGGUAAGUUAGAAGUGCUCCUAUCUCCAUGUUAUUCUGUAUACUGACCUGGUACUUUAACCAUUAAUGGCUCCAUAAGCCUGCUGAUUAAGAGCAAGCCGAGUGAGUUCUAUAAGACAUUUAUGCCCUUUCUGACUGAUAAGCCCAAGGUUAACACAAAUGAGCUCAGCUUAAGUAUCAAUGGGACCAUCUGUAGAGAUCAACGUGUGGUUUCUAAUCACUUGUGUGAAUAUUUUGCUACUGUGGCUGAUGGGAUUGUAGACACCAGUGCGGUUGAUAACAAAGUUCUCGCCACCCACCCUAGUGUCCAGAAUAUUAGGCAGAAGAUGACAGGAUACCAGGGCUUCCAGUUUCAGAAUCUUCAGAGUUUUCAAGUUGAAAAGGCGCUGCAAAACCUCAAUGUAAGGAAGAGUAACCGCCGGGAUGGCAUCCCUCCCAUGGUGCUCAAGCUUGGAGCUACUGAGCUAACAAAUCCAUUGACUUUUUAAUUCAUGUAUAACCCUCGGAGAGUGGCCCUUGGUAUGGAAAAGGGGUGAAUGGACACCCAUUUUAAGAAGGAAGAUCCCCAUGAAAAGGGAAACUACAGACCCAUAACUGUACAAGUUGCUGUAAACAAACUCUUUGAACAAUUACUCAGCAAGCAACUCAGUUAUGGUUUUAGUAACAAACUGUGUGACAAACUAACAGCUUACAGAAAAAACAAUAGCUGUGAGACAGCUCUGUUGUCUUUGACUGAGAAUUGGAAAUUUGCUCUGGAUGAGCAUAACGUUGUGGGUGUUCUCUCCACGGACAUGAGCAAAGCCUUCAAUUCACUUUACCAUCCACUUAAACUUGCAAAACUUAAAGCUUAUGUUGUUGAAGAAAGAAGUCUGCGGUUGAUGGGCUCCUACUUCACAGACCGUUAUAACAGGGUCAAGCUAGCAUCUGUAGUGAGUGAGUGGCAGAGGUGACCAGGGGAUGCCCAAAGGGUUCCGCAUUUGGACCUCUCAUCUGGAACAUCUUCCAAAAUGAUUUGACUUAUAUUGUUGAUGCGAACAUGAAUAUGUAUGUAGAUGACAACCAGUUUUAUGCUGUUAGCAGCACCCUCUCUGAUGUGCAUGAUGAUCUUGCUGUUUGCGCUGAGUCAGCGUCUUCAUGGUACAGAGCUAAUUUACUAAAGGGAAAUUUGGACAAGUACCAGACAAUGGCAUUUGGUUGCGGAAAGGAGUCUAUGGACAGUAUUAUGAUUGACAAUCAUGAAGUCAGAUCCACUGAAUGUCUCAAGCUAUUAGCUGUCUGUAUUGAUAACAAUCAAUCGUUUUGAUGAACAUAUAAGUAGUAUCUCUGAGAAGAGCGCCCAGCGGGUUAGCGUUCUCAUGAGGCUUAGGAACCUUAUACCCACACAAACUAAGUUACAGUUAUAUAAGGCAGCUGUUCUCCCGUAUUUAACCUACUGUCAUCUCAUAUGGCAUUUUUGCUGUGCUAGCGGUUCUAGAUGACUAGGGCAUAUCCAGGAGAGAGCACUUAGGGCUACAUAUUGUGAUAAACAUUCGUCCUAUGGUCAAUUACUAUCUAUGGCCGGGCUAUCUUCUCUACACAACCGGCGACUACAGGACAUAGCUAUUGUCAUGUAUAAAGUUAAAAAUAACGUGCCCAACAUACAUUAGCACUCUCUUUGAACAGCCUGCAAUUAAGUAUAAACUGUGCAAUCAUGACUUCACUAUACCCAGAUUCAACACAGUCUCCUUUGGAAAGCACUCAAUCAGGUAUAUGGGCCCAAAGGUAUGGAGUUCUGUUCGUAGUAAUGUGAAAAAAGCUUCCACGUUGUCCUCCUUCAAGUAUAACAUCAGAAAAGUGGAUCUAGUAUGCUAUUAGAUGACAAUAACUGCUCUAAGUGCUCUCUUUGUAUUUCUUAUUUUUUAUUUCUUUUUUUUUAUAAGAUUAAUGGAUACAUUUGUACAUAUUGUAUAUAGUUCUCCCGAAUUUCUUAUUUGCUUAUACUGUACAUAGUUUUCCUUAAUUUCUUAAUUCUUAUGUUCUUUUUUUUUUCAUUUUUAAUUAAUUAAUUAAUUGAUUUAUUCUUUUUAAAUUUAUUUUUGUGUCCCUACUUAGUGGUUAUACACCGCUAUUACAGUUUUGAAACUUUAAUAAAGGUAUCAUCAUCAUCAUCAUUUUACAAGGGCUCAAUUCAACAAAAUUUUAAAAUGGUUACAAUUAAACUGUACAGCUACAAUUUUAAGGUUUGAAAACAAUAGUGCACUUGUGCUUAAAUUCUUGCUGAAUUGGCCCCAGGAGAAGGUUUCAGAGGCUAAUGGAUAUGUUGCAGUUAAUUUUUUAUUUCAGUUAAUUUUUGUUUUUGCUUUGUUUCAAAUUCAUUAGCAUUACCAUACCCAAAAACAAUGGAAAAAUCUGAAAAAUUACCUGAGAUAAAAAAAUUAACUACAACAGAUAUGUGAGAGAUGUGUCCAUGCUUUGAAAAUGCCAAACUAAAAUUUUCAUACUUUUUAUUUCAGAAUGAUGAGGAGCCAUUUCCAGUUGCAGGCACAGUUCAGUACCAGCAUUCACAAAGUAAUGAUGCAAAAGGUUUCAAAAUAAUGUUUAACCAACUGCCUCGCUUAAGUGGAAAGUGGGUGCCUGGGAUACCCAGGGGCUUCCACUGUGGCCAGCCAGCCCCUAGAUAGAAAAACUGCCCCCAUGGCUGGCAAAUCCCCGCAACCCAGCCAUGAGCCCCCAUUCCAGGCACCCGUCACACUGAUCAAACAGUGGAAGGAAGAAAAAUAGGGAUGGGAGGGGGGGAACACGCUAAAUGAACCGCUCCACAGACCACUGCACAAACGCUCGAUGAACAACUCGCAGAUCCUAGCCGUGUACAAAGCUACCACAAACCAUGUGAGCCUGCACUUAUGGGAUUGACCGCUGGAUGCCCGCUACGCUCUUGGGCCGCUUGACCGCUAAGCUUGUAGACCGCUUGACCACUAAGCUUGUGGACCGCUAGACCGCUUAACUUGUGCACCGCUAAACUCGUGGGGCGCUCAACUGCUAAGCUUGUGAACCGCUUGACCGCUAUGCUUGUGAACUGCUUGACCGCUACGCUUGUGAACCGCUUGACCGCUACGCUUGUGAACCGCUUGACCGCUAAGCUCGUGGUGGUUAACUUAGUUAAAUUACAUUUAACCAAAUUUAACCAACUGCCUGGCUUAAGUGGAAGGUGGGUGCCUGGGAUACCCAGGGGCUUCCACUGUGGCCAGCCAGCCCCUAGAUAGAAAAACUGCCCCCAUGGCUGGCAAAUCCCCGCAACCCAGCCAUGAGCCCCCAUUCCAAGCCGAAGGGACUCUCCGAGCUGACGCAGCCAGAUCGGAGAGGGAAAGAGGGGCUCAGGGCUGGGGGAAGCCCUGGCCCCGAACUACCCAAGUCCCGAGGCACCCUACAAGGACAACUAGGAAAAGAGAAAGAUACGCAAGAAAAUACCUGUCAAGUGAGAAGGCUUGCUACCCCCACGAUAGUACUGACGGGAGUGUGAAUAUAGAUCUGAUACGCAUCGCUGGACCAUCUGCCAAGUGUCUUGAUGAGGUGAUCUGGUAAGCCACGAGAGGCUGCUGAAGUAGCAGCGCCAAUGCGGAAGCUAUGACCGGUGUAGCAACCAGUGACCCCAGCAGCGGAGAAGAUAGACUGAAUACUGGAUGUCAGCCACUGGCGAUAUAGAGGGGUGCCAUCAGAGAGAAGGAAGAGUGGGCCAGGAGUUGAGCCACGGACGUGUAGAUACUGGGUAAGGGCACGUACAGGGCAGAGAUCACGUUUACCAGCACCAAUGUAAAUAUGGCAACCUUGGCGAAAGGGGUCCGUCUUAGAGCACGUAAUAUGAAUCCUGAAGCUGCUAGGAUUGACUAGGGAAUCUGCUUGGACAUCACUGACAGCAAGGUGGAUGUCAGGAUUGAAGGGAGGGUUGACAGUAAACUCACCAGCACGUAAGAAACCAAAAAACCCGAGACAGCAGGCAGCCCAAAGCAUUGUAUGGUUGUAGUCAGAGAAGUUCAAGGACUGGAAGAUAAUGUGCAUCAGCUCGAUUGUGAUGGGUUGGCGCUGACGCCUAUUUGAGCCUUGGUGACGUUUGAUGCCCCGCAACACCCGCUGUAACCGAAGGCAACCAACCAGCGGAGAAGGAUGACCCUCCUCAAUGUGAAGGGACCGGAUUGCUGAAAGGUAAACCUUUAUGGAUGAAUGGUGGAGAGUGUCAGCUAGAUGACAGCAGAAACGGAUGAGCAUGUCUUCACUGGCUGGAAGAGCUGAUCCCGAAGGAGAUAGGCUAUUGUCCUGAGCACAGAAAUCCAAGAAGCGGCGUUGGGCCGAAGCAUAAACUUUCUUAGUAGAGGGGGCAAGACAUUGAGUCAAAUAGAAGUGUCAUUUAUCUGACAGCGAAGUUCCAAGUCCGAGAGGAGCUGCUGCGGAAUCUGGAUUGGAAUGGAAUCUGCAUGAGGGGCUAGCCGGCGAAAGCGCUGAAACUGAAAGCGAGACAGGGAGUCAGCAAUGGGGUUAGACUUCCCUCUAACUGGGGAGGCAGUGAAGGAGAAGGAGUGACGAGCUGCCAACAGGGACAGAUAGCGAACCAAGGACAUGAUGGUAGGGGCUCUUGAAGUGCCAGACCGCAAAAUGUCCACCACUGAGCGGUUAUCUGAUAGGAAGUUGACCCGUUUGGAGGCCCACUGGGGACCCCAGAGGUAAGCUGCCACGACGAUAGGGAAAAGUUCCUUGUACUCAAUAGACUGAGAGACCUGUGAAGGGAGCCAUGCACCUGAAAACCAGUGACCCUGGAAGACUGCUCCAUAACCAAGAGCCCCAGAGGCAUCUGAAGAAACCUCGAAGUCAGGAAUUGGAGCCCACUGGGGGUACUGAAGAAAGCUGCAACCAUUCCAAGACUGGAAAAACUCUUGCCACCAGGCUAGGUCAAGAAAGAACUCUUGAUUGAGACGAAUCGGGUGGUCAUCGCGUCGAAAGGCACAUAGUAGGUUAAUCAUUCGGCGCAAGAAUGAGCGACCUUGGGGUACGACUUUGCAGGCAUGCUGAAGGUGACCUAUUAGGGACUCCAGAUCCUUGCGUUUACACCAACGCUUUUGUGACCAAUCUUCCAACAAGGCAGUUAUCCUAUCAAAUUUGUCCUGGGGAAGGCGUGCCAGCAGAUUAAGAGAGUCCAGUUCAAUGCCCAGGAUGGUUAGGCACGUCGACGGCCCUUCUAGUUUGUCUGGAUGGAGGGGGAUGCCAAGCUUAGAAAAACAGUCAAUUGACCUGUCCAGAUUAUGUUGACAAACAGAGGAGCCGGGAGGGCCAAGAGUGUGGAAGUCAUCAAGGUAAUGCAUCAGGAAGGUGACAUCGUAGUUUUGCUUGGCCACCCACUCCACUAAGUCUGCUAUACAUGUGAAGAUAUAUGGAGCUGACCUGACACCAAAAGGCAGGACCAUAUCAACAUAAAAGGCGCCACGCCAUUUCAUACCCAGCAACUGGCGAUCUUCUGUAUGGACUGGCACAAUACGGUAUGCAUUUUGCACGUCAAAUUUCGCCAUGAGGGAACCCCGCCCCAGCCGCAUUAUGCCUGCAAUAAUGUCAUCUACCUUCAUGUACUGCAGAGAGUAAUCCUCGCCCGCAAUUCCGUCGUUGACACUGUGCCCCGCAGGGCUAGACAGGUCCAGGAUAAGACGCCAUUUGCCGGGUUGGUGGCGUUUGGGGAUGACGCCGAAACGACUCACAUGGAGGACAGGGAGGGGAGGCUGGGAGAAGGGGCCCGGCACCCUGCCUGACUGAACUUCCGACUGCAAGUAAUUGUCAAUGACCUGAGGGUUCAGGAGUGCUGAAGCCAUAUUCCCUGUUGCCGACUUCAGGGAAGUACUGUAAUUGAAACCAAGGUGAAAACCAUCGCGAAGGCCUUGGACCACGUAUGCAACUUUGUCUGGGUUAGGAUGAUGACAGAGUUCAUGCUGGAAUCUAUCCACAUUGAUGGGAGUAAGCUGAGAAACUAGUCUUAAAGGACAAACAGCUGGAGAACACAACGAAGAACUGGAACUUGGCAGACCCUGCUGCUGAGAAGGUAACACAAAAGGAGAACGCAACUCUAACGCUGAAAAAUUACCAUGAGAACCAACGUGAACAGGAACAAAACUAUUUACAGUUGAAUUGGCUAGAGGUUGCCUAGCGACGGUGGAGACCCCCCUUUGACUGAGAAGGGGAGCGGGACCGUUCUCUCCGCGCGGACCGGUGAGGGCAGUGGAUGCGGGGGUGGUCCCCGUGACACGAUUCACAGGAGUGACGAAACCGACAGCGACCAAAGGGCCAGCGACAGCGCCCGUUGUUCCAGGAGUGGCAAUACUGGCUAGACCGGGGAUUGCCUGAAGACCCAAGAGGCUCUGAUAGUGACAAGGGAGAGGAAGUUGAGGAGCCUGAAGCAGUUGAAGUGGUCACUGGAGAUCUGGUGUGAAAGUUGUAGAGGUCUGGGUGCAUGCGAGACCAGUCGGUUGAACCUGAGGCUGCGGCUUCUUUUCGGAAGGCGAUGUCGUAGUGGAGCCACGAUUUGUCAGAAAAGCGCCUUGCUGUCUGGAUGAUGAGUAACUUGUACUGAUUUAAAUCUUUCCAGCGAGAGGGGAAGGUGUGGCAAAGAAUCAUAGAAAAGAUUGUGAAGGCUUCAAUCCAGGUGAUGAUGUCUGCUAUUUCAAUGACCCGUUUCUUCGACCCUGAUACCACCAGUUUUCCCUCCAAAAACGCUUGGGGUUCGAUUUCUUGAGCUCUGAUGUUGUCCGGAAGAAGGUCAGCCAAGUCUACAAAAAGCCCUGCGGUAAUUUUAGAAACAAGCUUAAAGGGGACUGGAGCAUAGCCAGGGCCCACCACAAAUGCUUUGUUGAGAUUUGGAAACGUAGAGGACUCGGUUCCGGUCGCGCCACCACAAGAGCCCCCAACCACUACAGGCAAGUUGGCGGAGGACGUGGCGGGAAGAGAGGAGACUACCGAAGGACCGCCAGAUGAGCUGUACGUUGAAAUAAAUGAGGGCACAACAAGCGUACCUGAAGACUGGGAGGUAGAGCCAGGGGUACUGGAGCUAGAGGAUGCCGGAGACUGCGUAGAAGUCGAAGUCGAGGAGAGAGGAACAGACGCCGCGGCAGUGUUCGAGUUCCCGCCACUUGAAUCUCGAAGGGAAGAUAGCAACGGAGGGAGCGAUUCCGCGAGAGCUCGUGAAAUUGCCUGGGCUAGCGCGUUGGUGUCCGGCAGGGGAACAGGUUGACUUGGCGGAGAAGCCGAGGUGUUAACUGGAGGAGCUGGGGUAGAACCGCUAGAAGAAGGCGAAGACGCGGUAACCGGGGAAGACAUCGUUGACAAGCUGUUGUUCGUGGUACGCAUCCUGAACGAACGUGACGAUCCGCACGCUUUGAAAAUAAAUGAAAGAAAAAAGGAUACAAGAAAAAGCACACUUUAAGACUGACGCUCCAAAGAUCGCUAAAAAAGGCGAAAGACGCUAAAUGAACCGCUCCACAGACCACUGCACAAACGCUCGAUGAACAACUCGCAGAUCCUAGCCGUGUACAAAGCUACCACACACCAUGUGAGCCUGCACUUAUGGGAUUGACCGCUGGAUGCCCGCUACGCUCGUGGGCCGCUUGACCGCUAAGCUUGUAGACCGCUUGACCGCUAAGCUUGUGGACCGCUAGACCGCUUAACUUGUGGACCGCUAAACUCGUGGGCCGCUCAACUGCUAAGCUUGUGAACCGCUUGACCGCUAUGCUUGUGAACUGCUUGACCGCUACGCUUGUGAACCGCUUGACCGCUAAGCUCGUGGUGGUUAACUUAGUUAAAUUACAUUUAACCAAAUUAAAAAUGACAUUUCGACUCAAAUACAGUUUGAGCAGUUGCACAUAGACAAUUCAGUGUACUGUAUUGGGGCGGUCCUACUACCAAAAUCACUAAACUGUAUGCAAGGUUACUGGUUAUUGAUAUUUUGUGCAAUGACAGGGUGUUCCACAUGGUUCUAUCUUGGUGGUUUUAAGACAUAAACUGUGAACUGUUGCUAAAAGGGAAGAAAAGUCACAAGUCCAGACCAUUCUCGAAAUUCAAUCAAAACCGACACUUGAGCUAAACAAAAAAAAACAAAUGUGAACUAUAGUCCUUUUUAAGGGUGCUAACAGUUCAUAGUUGUUUGGUGGUAAGCUGAGGACAACUUAUUAAUUUGGCUUGCACUCACAAUGAGUGCAAACAAUGAAGUAAACCAUUCAGCAUUUUGGGCAGUUCUGAGAUAGUUAAACUUUGACCUUUAGAUUAUAGCUGUGUGUCUGUAGUCUGAAUUUAGUAAGCCCUCUAUUUCGUGUAUUUAGGGGGAGCAGCCUUGUCCCAGUCAGUAUUAUUUUUUACCAUUAUAUUGGCCUUUUUCUUUUUCUUUUCCUCAGUCGUAAUCCAUGCUUCUGUUGUUUGUCAUAAUUUCGUUUUUCUUUUCCACGAUUUCAAGGCCAUGUGCAUCAAUGGUGCCUUUCACAGUUAUGCUCAAAACAAUAAACAAAUUGUACAACAAUUAUACACCUGUCUAAAUGUCGUAUUUCAGAAGGUAACUACAGUUAUCGUUGAAAGAUUUUGGAGCCAUUGAUAAGGGAACUGUGUAAAGACACGUUUAUGAGACUGUGUUCCUCGCAAGAACUUUCACUCUAUAACUUCCUUUCCAGUGACCUGAAUCUGGAAGAAAAUUCACGUUCUGUGUUUUAUCUACUUCUUGUAGGCAUUGAUAAUGAUGAUGUGUUAGUCGAGGACCUUGGUUCACCAACCACUUUGCAACCAGAAGAAAGAUUGACUCGCACUCGUAGUCGAAGAGGAGGUAAAACGAGAGGAAGUCACUAGUAGUUUGCACUGAACUUAGCAUUUUUAAAAAUUGGUUCGUGUAUAAAAACAACUGACACAUUGUUAGUUUUGAUGUAGUUUUGAUAUUGAUGUUAACAACAUUCAAACGUUGAAACGUUGCCUUGGUUUUAUUUACUACUUCUCGUUCAAUUCAACUGUGUAAAAUAGAAAGACACUGAAAGUAAAGUUUAACACUGUCAAGCCUCUCUGCGCGGCCACAUUUUAUAAGUCAUCAUAUCAAGAAUACAUGUGUACCUUAAGCAGUUUUCUGGUAAAAGUGCCGUAUAGUAGUUAACCAUCCAUCGGCGGGUCUAGGUGGCCUGGAGCCCCUCUGAAUGCAGCCGUCAAACCAGAAAAUUAUAAAAUUUAAUGAUUGAUUGCGUUAAAAACUGAACUUAUUAUCCCUGAUUGGUCGUACAUUUACCAGAAAGUAUUGCGUAGCGGCCACAGGAGGUGGCUGUAAACGGGCUGUAAUAGGCAUAAGUUUGGACUGAUCUAAUAACAAAUUUCUGGAACUACCCCUGCCUCAAAAUCUUGUCAUUUUGUGCGGUUCGUUGCUUACAACCAAUUUGAAUGUAUUGGCUAUAGUGGUUUAGGUUGAAAUGGGUUCGUAACCAAUGCCGUCGUUCGCAUUUUUAAUCAAACCACGUUAUUAUUGUCAUUUAAAUGACUUGACAUUGAAUCCAUUUUAAUUUACUUCCUCAGUUAGUGAAAGAGAUGAUAGUAAAAGCGGAAUCAAGGACAGACUGAAAAAGCUGCUUACAAAAAGACCGCCUAUAGAAGAACUGGAAAGAAAAGGAAUAAUAAAAGGUGGGUAACAGUGUUUAGCCUAACCAGAUCAUCAAUCAAACAAGGUGUAAAUUUCUAUUUGUUUUAAUUUCCUCUAUCAUAUUUACUUAAACUGGAUCAUCAUCAUCAUCAUCAUCAUCAUCAUCAUCAUCAUCAUCAUCAUCAUCAUCAUCAUCAUCAUCAUCAUCAUCAUCAUCAUCAUCAUCAUCUUGAUCAUCAUCUUCAUCGUCUUCAUCUUUAUUACAGUAGAAUCCCGGUAACUCGAACUCUGAAGAGAAACGGAAAACAGUUCGAGUUAGCCGGGAAUUCGAGUUAUCGGGGUAAAUUUUAGUGCAAUUUUGUCCAAGGGAAACUGAGGAAAUUUAGUGCGAAUUAUCGGGGAAUUUGAGUUAUCCAAGUUCGUUUUAAUCAAUUAUUAAUUUUUUUGCAGAAAGCGUAUUUGGAUGCCACAUUGCUCACUUGUGUGAAAGGCAAAAUACAUCAGUACCCGUGUUUGUCAGCCAGUGUAUUUCUGCUAUUGAAAAAAGAGGUACGUAGUGAAAGACAUCUACCAUUAUUGUUAGAUACGUGAUGUGGUUCAGCCAUUUUUUAGGUGCCUUGCUGCAGUUCAGUUUAAAGUUUCGUCUGGCGUUUUUGUUACUAUACUUGUUGAAAAUUGUGUUUAAGGUAUUUUUUCUCCCAACGUUUCUUUACGAUCCCAGCCUUUAGUUUUGCCUUUUCCCCAAGACUUCCGUGAAGUUGGAAACAUCUACAGACAGCCUAACUAACCUUAAAAUGUCAGAAGUUAGAAAGUAUCAACACAAACACAAGUGCAGAAAAAGUGAAAAGUCUUUGUAGAUGUUUGUUUGAGAAGAAAAUGUCCAGUUUUGCUGCUUUAGGAAUCACUUUAAAUUAGGUUCCAAAAUUCCACAAGGUCGAAUUUUUGGGACAACGCUCUGGCGCAACCUGACAUGGUUCGUACAAUGUUGAAAAGGUCUUGAAUUUUACUAGUCGUCUUGAAAAGUCCUUGAAUUCGGUUUCGGUCCUUGAAAAGUACUUGAUUUUUUUAUUAGGUCUUAAAAAGCCCUUGAAAUUCACAACCUUGUCUACGCCAGACACCUUUGUCUGUAAAAUUAGAUUAUUUGCCGGAAAAUUUGGCUCAUCCUCGGUGUAAGAACCUGUAAAACUCAGGGAUAACGUGAAAAACGUUUUCUGCAUGAACAGUACAGUCUAACCUCUCCUUACGGACACCUCUGUAAUACGGACACCUCUCUAUUACGGACAGUUCGUUUGGUCCCAGAAAUGCCAAAAAUCAUACCUUCCCUACCUCUAUAAUACGGACACCUCUGUAAAGCAGACAAUUGGUUCUGUCCCUUUGGUGUCCUAUUAAAGAGGUUUGACUGUAUUUUUAUUUCUCGGUUUCUUUAUUUCAAGUGUUGUUUCUUUACCCCAGAUGCAAUUGCAAGUCAUACCCAGUUAUUUUGCCAAGUCUUGCUGUGGAAAGUAGUAUAAAAUUAUGUGAUCAACCAUGGCCGAAGAAGUGAAAGUCGUAAAAGACUCCAUGUCGUGUUUUAGCCAACAGGGUGAUCAGAGGGGGUUAAAAAGUGCCGAUUUAUUAAAUAAAUCUUAGCCCUUGAAAACUGUAAUUUGUCCUUGAAGAAUCCUUGAAAAGUUCUUGAAAUUUGUUUGCCUGAAGUUGUACGAAGCAUGCCUGAGCAUACGUGCGGUGUAAGUUCAAAACCUUCAGCAUGCCACCUCAAAUAUUAUUAAUUUUACGAAGGUUAAUUUAUUAUGCGGUCUUUUCUUGUAGGAUUAUCGUUUGAUGGACUGUACAGAGUAUGUGGAAAUGUGUCGACUGUUCAGAAGAUCAGAAUUUGUAUUGACCAAGGUUAGUUUGUGGACGGUCUUGUACAGAAUGAAAGGCAUCAAUUGAGGCGUGUUUCAAUGUUUUUGUUCAAGAUCGUAAUCUCUCAUUGUUCACUCUCUUUUAGACCAUUGAGAUGACGCAUGAAAUGUUUAAAAGAUAACUUUGCAGUGAAUCUAUCCGCAGCAACUCGUUGUUUUACAACACUUGCCAUUUUAAACAUAUUUUCAUUUUUUUCGUGGUUGUUGUAAUCUUUGUUCUGAACAAAAUUCUUGGUGGGCCGGAAGCUCUUAGAACGGCUCACAGGAUUGGUUCAGAAAACAAUAGAUAGCCCUAACUCAAACAAAACUAACAAUGAAACCCAACUCUGAAACAAUAGAGCUUGGGCCAACAAGAACCUAUCAAGUUGGAGGUUCUAAAGAGGUUCUGGCCAACAGAAACUCUUGGUGUACGUUUAAGUGAUGACAUUGUUUACUGUUUACAUUGGAAUUGUCCUGUCGGAUUUAAGAAUUCCUGCAAUGUUCUUAAAGGCCUGUAAGGUAACUUUGUGUCUUAAGGUAACAGGAAAUAGAAAAGAAUUGGAAAUUGGUUCCAGAAAUGUUAUUUUAUAGAUCGGGGAAUAAACAUUUCAUUACUAAAAAUUCAUUGAGAGAAAGUGAAGUACAAUUAUUUCUGUGGUGUAAUUCAGCGAAGCAUUUCUCCAAAAUGAUUUGCUGUUUAUGACGAGUGAAAUGCUUAAUAACAAUACGAUUCAACAUAUUACGGAGGUGUUAAUCAACCUGUAUUAUUUUGUGCUUGAUUUCACAGAGGAGAAAAUUCAUUUAGGUGAAGCACCUUUUGACGAUGUUCAUGCACUCACUGGAAGCUUAAAGCUUUACUUCAGAGAGCUGCCUGAACCACUUAUUCCUUACGACUUCUUCAGCGGAUUUGUAGAGGCAAUAAGUAAGUUAUAAACAUUGCUUGUUAAUCAGGUUUACUGACUCUCCUCACCAGAGGUAAUCCAAGACAGUCUUGGAUUCUGGAUUCCACGCCGUGAAUUCCAGAUUCAAUGCACUGGAUUCUGGAUUAUUUCCGGAUUCUAAUUGUUAGGGGGAUUCCAGACUCCUUGAGCAGAAUUAUGGAUUCUAAUGCCCAGGAUUCCGGUUUCAAUAAGCACAACCUUUGCCGGAUUCGGAAUUACUUUACACGGGGUAAGGAAUCAGUAAAUCCUUCAUGUAUCUCUCUCUGUAUAUCUCACCAAACGUGUCCUCCCAUCCUCUUCAUGCUGAGUGGCACAUAAGGCUUCUAUUAGGUUCCACAAUCUUGUUUUUCCAAUCAAGAAUUUAACCCCCAACCGUGGGGACCAGGGUGCUGCUUUGCCUGACCCCUCUCCUGUAAACCGAUUAGCUUGUUUGAAUCUGCGAGGGGCAGAGAUUUGUCAAGGGUUUCUUAAGGGCACGCAAUCCUCCCCGUGAAAUCAAGAUACGGCAGUAAACUUAAUUUUACAAUAUACUUUUUCCAGAACAAAGCACCAGGAAGAGCAAAUUAACUGCGAUGAGAUCACUGGCAGUUCAGAUGCCAAAGGUGAACGGUGAAACUCUCAAGUUGCUGCUGCGUCAUUUGCGGAAGUAAGUAUUUUAUUCUCUUCCGUGGCAUAGUAGAUAGAUUCUGAGUGCUGAUGCAGAAAAUGUUGACUAAUAAGACACAACGGGCGUUUACGUGGCUUGCUUACAUUUAGUCAUACAGGCUGCCGCUCAGCGAGUUUCGUGGGACAUCUAUAAACUUACGCUUGGGCGUCUUUCUCUAGCCCGCAGUCAAGUAUCUUUAACUCACAAAAAUGUUGUGUUGUCAACUGAGUUGUUUAGAUAAACUGGCAACCGUAAAGACAUUCAAGAGAUGUCGUUUGCACCGUGUGUUUUGUUGCAAAUUCUUACUGACAGGGUAUCGCAAUGUUUCUAGAGACUAACCCGUUUACUUGUGAAUUUUAAUGCACAUCGCUUAUUGUUACAAGUUCCAUUAGUUUUGCAACGCCAUGGCUCAAAACCUCUUCAUGCUCUUUCAAGGACAGCAUUGUUCAAGGCAGUGGAACACAUGUUUUGAAAGUAGAUCAAGUUAUCUUGGUGGGGUUUCUAAAUUGUGCGAGUAUUUAAAAUGAAUAGAACUCGUUUUGAGGUGAAUCGCUGAAAAGCAGGCACACGUCAGGGCGCGCUCGCGCGUUCUCUUCGUUGCUCGCUUUGCAUACCACUCGAAAUUCGCCACGUAGAAACGAGAAACAAACUGGCCCGAGUUAAGGACUUCUGGGAUCGUUACUAUUUACGCGCCGGUCAGCUAUUGGUUAAUUUUUUCUUUUUCUCCAGUAACAUUCCCAGAAAUCUUUGCGAAAGUUUACUCGGGCCCAGUUUUCCAGCUGUUUCUAAAGUGGCGAAUAGGGAGCUUGAUCGCACAGGCUACCCAAACUAUGGCACAUGCUUUACCCUAACCCAGUCGGAAUUUACUUGCAGGUUGAUGGUUCAGAGUGAGACAAAUCGAAUGAAUGCACAGAAUCUUGCUAUCGUUUGGGGACCAAACCUAAUGUGGCCUCGGCACGACUCCGGAGACAUCGCACUUAACAUGGUUCACCAAAACCAAAUUAUAGAAUUCCUCCUUCUGGAAUUUGAUCUUGUCUUUAAAUAAUCUUUGGUAGGGAAAUAAAAUAAUUAGCUUGUAUUACAUUUUCCAUCGAAAUCGCGUUGUAACGAGUUAGAAACGUACUGUCUUCUCAGUGAGAAAGUAAGUCUCCUCAUUCUUUGUAUAUUAAGUCACCGUUGUUGGUCCUGACAUUAUUUUGCCAUGCUUUAGAAGUGAAAAAUAUUCGUGUACAUAACAUUUGGGAAAAAAUAGGUAUAACAGGUUACAUGGUACUGUGCAUUGGUUGAUUUGAUUUUAAAUGAACAUAAAAAUCUUCGGUAAGUUCUUACUUAGAAUGCGGGGCUACCUUUCUGACCUUCUUUACCGUAAACUGAGUUCAGCCACUGUAGCUCGUCCAAAGACUUACUCCUAAAGUUACGGGGAAGUUUUCCUCCUUGAUGCUAUUUAUCUCUUUUUAAACGUGUUUUCAUCUUCAUCAUUUCCGUUUUUAAGCAAGCGAUUAAGAUUUUUUUCUACAGUGGACUGUCAUUACGGGGCUUCUGUCUGAAAGGGGCACGAUAUUCCUGCAGUUUCGAUAAACACGUUUUGUAAAACGACAUUUGUGCAAAGAGCAUUCCGUGUUUAUUUUUGUGGGUAGAGGAAUGUGUUUAGUCGUUAAAUAACAACGCAGUUGAUUAACCUUUGAGGCUAGAUUUCACCAAAAGAGAAACAUGGCCUGUUAACGAAAAUCUUCAGAAAAUCGUUAUCUUAUUCCCCCUAUUUUGAAGUAAGCACCUCGUCUUCAACCCCUUAUAGUAAAUUUGAAAUAAGCGCCGAGGGGCCGGACCCUAUUUAAGAUGUAUUUUGAAUAUCGUCCCCACAUAAUACUAAACCGUUGUCGAGCAACUAUAUCUUCGUGACCUGCAGCUCGUAAUCAAAAAUUCAGUUUUACAGGUUCUACAUCUGUUAAGGUUAGUUUCAAACCUAGCUAUUGAGUUAUAUUUUUUUAUGGGAGGUGUAGGACAGUCCUGUCCCUGGGCGCUUAUUUGAGGGUUUUCCACGAGUCAUAUCGUGCCAACAUCGUUUACAGAUUUGUGAGAGCAAAACUGAUAUUAUAUAUCCUGAAGUAGAACUGCAGUAGCUAAUAUGCUACUGCAGAACGAACACGAGACCAAUAAUUUGAAGGUCUACAACGAAGAUGUGAAAGUGUAUAGACUGGAGUGAAUAGAACAGUUAUAAAUUUUAAAUAUUUGUUCCGCCGAUUAACAUUUUACAAUGACCAGGUACAGAAAAUAAGAAUAGAGUACCAACAGAGUGUAAUUA